Messenger RNA from Gavialis gangeticus (Gharial), 8240 nucleotides. RefSeq names its product LIM and calponin homology domains 1 (gene LIMCH1). Gene Ontology annotation, biological process: positive regulation of stress fiber assembly; regulation of focal adhesion assembly. NCBI's taxonomy places the organism in Eukaryota, Metazoa, Chordata, Crocodylia, Gavialidae. Gene Ontology annotation, molecular function: myosin II head/neck binding. Gene Ontology annotation, cellular component: stress fiber. The transcript is spliced from 34 exons. Bases 64 to 5031 code for a protein of 1655 amino acids. The record is from RefSeq and is a predicted model, not a curated record.
UUGUGUAGACUAAUCGGUUGAUUCUGAUUAUCUAGUGGCCUGAAUGUACUGGAUGAAUCUGAUAUGCUUCUGCAAGCAACAGGCAGAGGUUUUGGUGACAAAGAUUUUCGGUCUGGAUUAGAAAAUGGUAUUCUGCUGUGUGAGUUGCUGAAUGCAAUAAAGCCUGGACUGGUAAAAAAGAUCAAUAGACUGCCGACCCCUAUUGCAGGCUUGGACAAUAUCAUCUUAUUCUUAAGAGGCUGCAAGGAGCUGGGUCUUAAAGAAUCUCAACUUUUUGAUCCAGGAGAUCUUCAAGACGCAUCAAAUAGAGUAACAGUCAAGAAUAUUGACUAUAGCAGGAAGCUGAAAAAUGUAUUAGUCACCAUUUAUUGGCUGGGGAAAGCAGCAAACAGUUGCACUUCGUAUAAUGGAGCAGCACUGAACCUGAGGGAAUUUGAAGGAUUGCUGGCACAGAUGAGAAAGGAAACGGAGGAUAUCGAGAGCCCCAAACGCAGCAUUCGUGACAGCGGUUACAUAGACUGCUGGGACUCUGAACGCAGUGAUUCCCUCUCCCCGCCUCGCCACGGCAGAGAUGAUUCUUUUGACAGUCUGGAUUCUUUUGGCUCCCGCUCACAGCAGACACCAUCUCCAGAUGUAGUACUCAGAGGAAGCAGUGAUGGGAGAGGAAGUGACUCUGAAUCUGAUUUGCCACACCGAAAAAUGCCAGAUGUGAAAAAAGAUGAUAUGUCUGCAAGACGGACAUCGUAUGGUGAACCUAAAUCAGCUGUGCCUUUUAACCAGUACCUCCCAAAUAAGAGUAACCAGACUGCCUAUAUACCAGCUCCUCUUCGGAAAAAGAAAGCUGAACGAGAAGAAUACCGGAAAAGCUGGAGUACUGCUACUUCACCCCUAGGAGGAGAGAGGCCUUUCAGCAAAACCCACCCUGAAACAAUAGAAGAACAACAAAAUGAGGCAUCAAGACGAUUUGAAGAGGAGCAAGUGCGUGGCUGCAUGGCUGCCAGGACAAAUCCCAAUAAAACUCAAGUAGAUUUGACUCAAAACAAAGACCACCUUAUAGGUCAGUUUCCUUCAGGUAGUGCCAAAGAAACACAUGAAUUCAAGGGAAAAGAUUCAGAGGAAAUCAGAAAGCUAAGGCGGCUUGAACAAGUUGGCAUUAAAGUCAUGUCAGCAGCUCAGCGCUAUGGCAGUCAAAAACCAACAUGCGAAGAUAGUGAAACUACCCCAGACAUCAUCCUUCGCAAAGAAAACCCCUUCAUGAUACAAGGGAAGGAUUCUGGAUCAGAAGAUGAAAUGGUGUGCAGACUUCCUGACCUAGAAAAAGAUGACUUUGCUGCUCGGAGAGCAAGAAUGAAUCAGCCCAAGCUUACAGUGCCCUUUAAUCAGUUUUUAUAUGGACCCUAUACAAAUAAAGAUAAAGGUAAACUGGAAGAUGUUAAAAAGUCAUCUCAGAAGGAAAAACAGGAAUAUGCAAGAGGAAACCAGAUACAUAUGACACCAGCGAGGCAAAUUGUGACACGUAAAGAGAACCUAUUCCUGCAAUGUAAGGACAAUGAGUCAGAGGAAGAAGAGCAGGUGAAAAUGCCUGAUAUUCAGAGAGAUGACCUGACUAAACAGAAAACUCAAAGUAACCUUUCUCAGCAGCAAGAGUCUCCAGUGUUUAUGAAAGCCUCUAUAACACAAGCUGAUUUGGAGACAUGGGACAGACUGAAAAUGUCAGGAGAGACCAGUAAAGAAGACCUUGUAUGUCCCCCUGAUCCUGAAUCAUCAGCUAAAAUUGCAGCAGAAACAGCUGUUCAUGAUGAUUUUGCUACCCGCAAAGCCACAGCUUACAAAAAGGCUUCUAGCCCUAAGCAGAGGUUUGUGCACUUUGGGCCAGUGACUGAGAUUGAUCAACAGAAAUGGGAGAAGCUCAGCAUUGCUAGAGCUGCAGCCAGUGAUGAAACAGAAGAGGAAACUGGGAGGGAAAGUGCUAGAACUGAGAUUUGCACUGAAUCAUCUCCAUCAGCUACAGUCUGCAACCAGAAGUCCAUUGGACAUACUGCUGAAGUAUCUAGGCCACAAAAUGAUCCCAGUGAGGUAGCAAAGUCAGGUACAGAUGAAUAUUGCAGCGGAACCCCGUCAUCUGUCUCAGCUGCUUGUGUCGUCCCUCAGAAGCAAACUCUAUGCAGAUUGAGUGAAAGGCAUGAAAGCAAUGAGGAAGAGCUUGAUGGGAGUUUGCCAGAAACUGAGAGAGAUGAUAUGAUGGUUAGAAGGAUGGGAGCUUUUCAGAGGCAUUCUAGGCCAAUUCAUAUGCAUAGUCUUCCCACAUCAGUGGGUCAUCACUCGCUGCAGCAGCAAAAGGAGGUAGCUCAUAAGAAAGAUUUGAAGACUCUGCAGAAAGCAGAAAGCAGUUUGCCCUUGAAUUACACAACUGAACAUUGUCAUGGAACACUUUCACCUGUCUCUAUGGGCUGUACUGUAACAAGAGAAGAGAGCCAUGUGAAGCUGAAAUAUCAUGAUCCUAUUAGUGGUGGAACAGAACACAAAGUGAAAUUUCCAGACCCCGAGAAAGAUGACAUGAUGGCCAGAAGAACAGGGGCUUUUCUAAAGCAUACUGGACCGAGUGCUAACCAGUUCCUUCCAGUUCCAUUUUCAAAGCAACAGAAUAGCCAGGGCACAACUAAGGAAACUGUAAAGACUGAAAAGAAAGUGAAGAGAUUCGGCCCCAGAACUGCUGUGUCUGAUGACGCAGAGAGUAUGAGUAUGUUUGACAUGAGGUGUGACGAUGAAGCAGUCAUGCAGCCUCACAGCAAGGCUCGCCACGAGAAACUGCAGAAUGUCCACAACCAACUGAAAGAGGAUGAGACCAGAUGGCAAGAUGAUCUGGCACGGUGGAAAAGUCGCAGAAGAAGUGCUUCACAGGACCUAAUAAAAAAAGAAGCAGAGAGGAAAAAGAUGGAGAAAUUAUUGAGUGGUGAUGGAGCAAGUGAACGAAGGAAAAGUAUCAAGACCUACAGAGAGAUUGUGGAGGAGAAGGAGAGAAGAGAAAAAGAGCUACAUGAAGCGUACAAGAAUGCAAGGUCACAUGAGGAGGCCGAAAAUAUCCUACAGCAGUACAUUGAGAGAUUCACCAUUAGCGAAGCUGUCCUUGAGCAUUUGCAGAUGCCAAAAAUUCUGGAAAGAAGCCAUUCAGUGGAGCCAAAUUCAUCAUCCCCACCUAAAGACCCAAAUCCUCUGAGAUACUUACGACAACAAUCGCUGCCUGCUCCAAAAUACACUGCCACCAUUGAAGCAACCAUUGUUCCCACCGGUGAAUUGGAAGCCAGCAUUUCAACAGGCCACACGUCUCCCAGCAAAACUGUUGUUUCCAAGCCUGUGCCUAUGCUGACACCCAAGCCUUAUUCACAACCCAAAAACACACAGCAGGUUUUAAAAAACUUUAAGGUAGAUGGAAAAGUCAGCAUGAAUGGGGAAACGUACAAUGGAGUGGAAGAAGAGAAGGAAAAAGAAUAUACGACAGUAAUGUUUGCCCCUUCGCCAAGUAAAUCUCUCAAGUGUGAAGGUGUGGCCAGAGAGGACGGGCACCCUGUAGAGUUGAAGCAGGACAUCACUAGCAUUGAGCUCAGUUUACAAAGGCCUAUUCCUCACAGGGCGCACAAAGAAACAACAGCCUCCUUAAUAGAAGAAACUGAACCAGCCAACCAAAAAUGUGAAACUGAUUCUAGAAGGCCAGAAAUCAUGAAUCUAGAGAAUACUUCACCAGGUUCAGACCAUAAUCAAUUCAAGGCAACUGUUACUUGUGCCAGCCCUGCUAUGAUGAGUGUGGAGUUUCCUCCUCCUACCCAGUCCGAGGAUGCUGCUUCAAAAGAUAAAGACCUGAAGAAACCCGAGAGAGAACAGCAGAAAGAAGCAGAAGACCUGGUCACACGGGAGAUGGGGAAGCCAAAGACUCUAAUACAAGAAGGAAGUAUCAUAUUUCCAUUUUUGAAGAAAUUGCCUGAGACUAGCCAAGCUACUUUGCAGAAUUCUGAGCAACAAGCUGAUUCUGCUAAUGGAGACAAAUCAAAUCAUUUCAAUUUCUGGUCCUGGGAUCCAGAAGAGGAGCGAAAACGACAGGAAAGAUGGCAGCAUGAACAGGAACGUUUGCUUCAGGAGCGGUACCAGAAAGAGCAAGACAAGCUGAAAGAAGAAUGGGAAAAAGCUCAGAAAGAAGUUGAAGAGGAGGAGCGUAGAUACUAUGAGGAGGAGCGCAAAAUAAUUGAGGAUACUGUAGUUCCAUUCACCAUUUCUUCAAGCUGUACAGAGCCCCUCUCUACUUCUUCCUCCAUCACCGAAGGAAGUGGAAUAACGAAUGUGACAGAAUUGAGUAAUUAUCAAGAAGAAGACAAACAGAAAGAAGUUACAAGACAGAAGAAGACUCUUUGGGAGCAGGGUGAUGCAUCAUCACUAAAAAACAAGGAGAAUGACUUCUGGCAGGAAAAGAAGAGCAGCAUAAAUAAAGUGCUCGCAGGACAUCCAGAGACCAUUCUUCAGAGAGAAAGUGAGCCGGAUCACCAGGUGUCCAUGGUGGAAUGCAGCUCAUCCUCCAGACUGAAUCUGCCAUUAACUCAUGAUGUGUCAUGGAAUCAGCAGCUGUUAACAAAACAGCCACCACACAUUUCAGAUGAAGUUAAACAGAAAACACCUCUGGAUCAAUGUAUAGGCCAGCAGACUAAUUCCACAGGUGAUAUGAGAUGGACAGGCUGUUUUGAGAAUUUCAGAACCGAGCAGUUAUCACCAUGCUCUCCUACAGCUCAAAGCCAGUCACCCAACAGGUCUGUCAGUGGAAAGAAAUUGUGUUCUUCCUGUGGGCUUCCUCUCGGAAAAGGAGCUGCCAUGAUUAUUGAAACUCUUGGUCUUUAUUUCCACAUUCAGUGCUUCAGGUGUGGCAUUUGUAAGGGACAGCUGGGAGAUGCAGUAAGUGGAACAGAUGUCAGGAUUAGAAAUGGUCUUCUCAACUGCAAUGAUUGUUACAUCAGAUCCAGAACUGCUGGGCAGCCAACAACAUUGUGACAUGAAUUUAAGUCCUAAAAACUUCCUUCAAGAAGAAACUUUCCCAACAUGUCCCAGGGGCUGCCUCCAGACAAUCACUUGUAAGAACUCAUAUCCAUGGACUUCACGGUUCUCAUCUUAUUUCAAAAAGCUCAUAGAAAAGGCUGUAUGCAUAACUUUAAAGCACGAUUAUUUCCCCCUUUAUUAUUGAAUUUACAUAAUAUGUAUGAAGGAGAUACUUGGUCAUUCAGAGCCUAAAUACUAUUUUUUAAAAGUUUUCGUGUUUUCAGAAAUGUUAAUGAUUUAAAAUCUGUUAUUUUGCUCUUUUGAAAGUAAUAAGAAAGUGAAGAUGCAAUAAACCUAUUUUGUUUUAAUAUUUCUAGGAAUUAAACAUGUAAGUUUACAGAACCUUUACAGACAUUCUAGCAUAUGCCAACUUGAGAUGAGAAAUCAUUUUAAGAUAGCAUCUAAUUAGUACAUUUGAAAAACAACAUCACAGCAAGUGACUUUCUGUUAUUAUUGAAACUUUUUUUUUUUUUUACAAAGACACUAGUUUGAUAAUACAUUCUGUAAUUCUGAAACAUUUUGUGUUAUAUUACCUUCAAUGGAGGGGUAGGAGUUAUACAAAUAAAUUAUUGCACCUUUAGUUGUAGGGUUUUUUGUUUGUGUAUUGCAAGUAAUGUUCAUUACAGAAGCUUAGUAUUUUAUCACAUAAAGGUUGGAGACUAUCAUUAAGCUUGGCGACUAUAUAUCAUUAACAAUUGGAGGUUCCCAGUGGUGUAAGAAACUGUACAGAACUUGUACUGAAUAAUAUGGUACUACCCAAUUCCAGAGGUGGGACCUGUGGGCACAAAUGGAUGAAACUGACUUGCUGUAUCAACAAGAACUGGGUUGGUGGUUGAUGUCUUGGCUUCCCUGUUCUAUUGGCUUGUAAUUUUCUCAUUGCCAGUAGAGUUGUCAUAACUUUGUAAAUCUUAUGAGUCUUAUACUCUAAAGAGAUUUCACAUGACAAAAGUAUAUAUACACAUUCAGGCACCUUGGUUUGGGUCCCAUCAAGAAUCAUCUUUAGAAGUUGAACAGUGGCAAAUUAGUGCAGCUUAGUGAAGACCCUGAAUUUGCCUUCCAUGCCCACCCAGCUCUUAUUCAAGUCAGCAGGAAUUGUGAGUGCACAAGGAAUGGAAGACAAGGUUCAGUGUACGCCACUUUGCAAAAAAAAAAAAUGUUUAAGUACAUUUGGAUCUGUAGCACUGUUAAACAUUCUUUUGCUAGUGUAUACCAACGCCUUCCUGAAAAAGUAGUCAGAACUAUGUGUAGGUAUCAGGAAUGUACCCUAAAUUUUAGAAGAAAUAUUACACUUGUAAAAUAUUACAAUGCUGGUUUACUGAAUGCACUACGUGGUUAAUUCAGCAGCCUAAUACAGAAAACAGUUAUUUGAACAUAUCACAUUAUUUUAACAGCUCAUGCUGCAAGUUAAAAUUAAAACCCCCCUAUUUAUUCUGCCUUAAAACAAUGAUAAACUAAAUUAAUAGAGAGUCCUUAUUGUUUGUGAUAGAAUAUAUACACAUCCUUUGUCUUUGGUGUGUUAGUAAAAGGAAGUAAAAUGGUUAUUAGAUAAGCAAUAAUUUUCUUUUGUUAUAUAGCUAGCAGAUAUUUAUUUAAAUGCUAGACAGUUCCUUGCAUGCAAGUUGCGUGCUCGUGCAAAAAUGCUUUGUCAUUGAAAAUCUUUAUAUAAUGUUGUCAUUUUAAGACAUUGUGGCUAUCUAGUAGAAAGUUACACAUGAUUUCAUUAAAAUUGUGCCUUAGAAAAUGCAAAGCUGUUGCACAGUCAGUGGUGACUUAUGGAUGCAAUAAAUCCAAAAAGAUGAAGUCAUUCCCAAGCCCAAAGCUCACAUGACUUCACAUUAGGGUUAUUUUUAAAAAAAAAAUCAAAAAUAAAAAAAAUUUGGAAAUACACAAUAAAGUCCAACAUUUUGAUUAGCCAUUUGCAUGAUUUACUGUCAAAUGUUUUGAUAACCUGUAUGUUUACACUUGGCAUGUCAUAAUAUUUUACUGCAAAUAAUUCAGACUAAGAGUAUUCAGAUGACAGGUUUUUAUAAAGUACUUUGUACAUCUAUUUGACUCCAUCUAUCACAUUAAGGAUAUAUGAAUAUAUAGUAUCUUCUGGGUUUAAUUGUUAAAAUGUGACCUGCAUUUCUGCAUGCUUGUGUGUGUGUGUGUAUUUGAUAUCAGUCAUUUACACUUAUGCACACUUGUGAUUUUAAAUGUAGAUAUGUAAAGCAAUCACAAGAGUGCACAAGUUUUGGUUGUCAUAGAGGUCUCAUCUGCUUCUGAUGAAGUCAGUGGUUUAAACCCUCAGUGAUAUUAGCAGGAGCAUGACUAGAGCCAAAAAAGCAUGUGCAAGUGGAAUUUUUAUGUGCAGUUUCAGAUGCACAAGUGGAUCUCUGAGGCCCAUUGAAAGUUUGGCCCAGUCUGUCUUUCAGUAGUUUCAUAUAUGCAUAUUUUAGUGAACCUAAUUGUAGGUGCAGCAAAUCAAAUCAGCAUUCUCAAACUACAACACAUUUUUCCAUGCUGAACAACUAGUCACCAGCGCAGAUUGAUCCUCAACAUUUUCUAAAUUCUAAUUGCCAAUUGUUUCUAUUUCUAUUUCAUCUGGAGUCUAUUAUGUGACAGGUUCAGUCAGGCUAAAGCUUAGCUUUUGUCCAGUUCAAACAUAGUAAGUAUAUUAUAUUUCUUGUCAUUAUCUUUGCAGUUGCAGGAAAAAAUGCUUUAUUCCAUUGAGCUAUAAUGUAAAUGUGUUUGUUUAAAAAAAUUGAUUUAUUGUUGCUAAGCAAGUACAAUGUAUGUAAUGUUUUAGAUGUUCCAAAAACAUACUUACUUUCUUGUUGCUUCAGAGAACAUGGCUAACUGAUGUAACCAUUUUGUAUCUUUCGCUACUAAACUUCCUGGUGUUUUUCUUUACUCUUGCUAGGUAGUGUUGUAAUGCAGAACAUACCAUAGUAAUGAUAAAUGACAUAAAGGUUGGUAAUCCAAAAAGGGGUCCAUCUUCUAUCUGAGUCCAUUCAGGGACAAGAAUUACUGUUCUGCUUGGGCUAAUGUUGAAUACAAAUUACACUAAUCUUCAGUUACAAUAUUUAUUCUAAAAUGCCUCUGGAAAUUAGGAAAAAUUGCUUAAAAUGCAACAGCUUUUAUAGUAAAUGUAUGUUUAUAAAUAAAACCUUGAAUAAAUUUGG